AGAAACAAAAAUCUCACCCCAAAUUCCAGCUGGGGAUGUGCAUCAAAAUCAGCCGAGUUUUGUAAAAAUGUAGGCGUCUAAGGCCUCUACUAAGAACUCCUGAUCUAGAGGAGUUCUCUCUGGGUAGAGACAGGGGAAGUAUGUCAUCAUACGAGCAACAAACUACCUGUCACAGACUAUCCCAAGGAUGAGUGGUUUCUCUUGGGUCAUGUUUUGGGAGGUAGCGUCCAACAUGGUGAGGAAGGCACUGUGGCCGAAGAGUCUGGAUUCAUGGCAGUGACAACUUAUGAAGUAGCUUGUUGUGUCCGCAAAAGUGAGGUAGCAGAGAGGUUGGCUGGAGUCAGGACCAGUCUGUAUAAUAAACCUCAAGAUCUAGUAGCCCACAGUAGCCCACGUCACUUAGGAAGGGUCUGUAUCCCAAAGUUUCUACAGCUUCCCAAUGGAGUACCACAAGUUAGGAACUAGGUCUUCAAACGCUUGAGCCUCUGAAAGACAAGUCACACUGAAAUCAUAAUCCUCUACUGCUGGCCUCAAAAGGCUCAGGGCCAUCACUGAGUGAAACACACAUUUAGCCCAACUCCGAGGAUCCCUAUCAUGUUAACAGUUUCAACACUGAUCAAAAGUCUCCAGUCUGAAGUCUUCUUGUGAGCCAUAGGCAUACUUCAGGCUGUGAAGUUAAAACACAACUUAUGUAUUUCCAGUACACACUGGCUAUCAGAGGAAAUCUUCCCAUCCCCAAAUGGAGAAAUUUGAUGAUAGCAAGGAAAGGCUAGACCAAACCAAGGCUGAAAGCCAUCGAGGAAGUGCCAGCCUCUGAAGCUAUGUAUUCAGUAUCCAGAGCUUGUGGUACUAUCAUCUGGGACUCCGAAGGGCCUUGAGUAGCUCCACCCCAUACAGCUCUGGUACCUGAAGUACAAGUGUCCUUUUUCUUGGGCCAGCUCUGCUUGGUACCUUGAGGUGUCCUGGCAUACAGCCACAUUUCUGACGCAUCAACCAUGACCAUCACAGCUUCAUGCACAGCUCAGUCAGGAGCCCCAUGUACAGAAUCCAACCCUGCCACCCAUGGAGUAAGAGUGGCGAAAGUAAGAUAUACAGAAGUAAGAAAGGUAAAAGUCCAGAGGUAUAAGGUAGACAGGAUAAUUUAAGUUAAGAAAAGCUGACUAGAAACAAGCCAAGCUAAGGCCGGGCAUAAAUAAGUAAGAAUAAGCCUCCAUGUGUGAUUUAUCUGGGAGCUGGGUUAUGGGCCUCCAAAGAGUCCAAAGAGUGAAAGAGUAAAAACAAAUACCAUUCUGGCAUUCCAACAAGACUCUUUGACAGUGUGCAGCACAAAUAGCCCCUCGCUCAAUCCCAACAGAACCCUUGUUCUCUGAAACCUCAUGAGCUUGGCCUUCACCGUCACUUCUCUUGGUGGUCAGAUCUUCCCAGCUUCCACCAGAAUGACCCAUUCGGCUCUGCUUGCAGCAGUGGUUUUCAUCCUGUGGGUUGUGACUCUUUGGGGGAUUCAAAAGACCCCUCAUAGGGGUCACAUGUCAGAUAUUCUGCUUAUCAGAUAUUUAUAUUACAAUUCACAAUAGUAGCAAAACUAUAGUUAUGAAGUACAACAAAGUAACUUUAUGAUGGAGGUCAUCACAACAUGAGGAACUGUAUUAAAGGGCCACAGCAUUAGGAAGGUUGAGAACCACAGUAUAGUAAGGCUUCUUUAACCCAGGGCUCUAAAUUCUCCACCGUUCCCCCAACAAGCUCGUUCAGAAGGCCUGUUGGGGGAAUUAAGCCGAGUCGCUGUAUUUGAAGUAGACAUUAGAAUGAAUCAUUAUUUUCUGGAAGAACUUUGACCUUGAAGAUUCCUUCUGGAAAGCAAUGUUUGCUUCCCAUGAUCUGUAGAAUUGUUUUGCUGAAGGGCCAUUGCAGCUGUCCCAUGUCUUUGGUCACAAGAUGCCUCAGGCACACCUGAGGCUCCUGUAUUAUUGUGUAUUGCACACAAUACAUAGCAGACACAGAGCCAUGAGGGCCUGUGAUGCUGUCCUUCAGUAAGACAUAUAAGUUAAAUUAGGGACCUUGGCAUGAGGAAGUACUUUGUGUGACAAUCGAUAAAUAUGCCGGUGUAAGGUUUGGGGUUCAGUCCUUCAGAGAGGCUGAACCUUCCUAGUGCCACAAAGGACUUAAAAUCAUUUCACCCUGGAAUGCCUUCUUUCUUCAACAGACCCUUGCUACACAGAACACCCCAGCAAGGCCUGUAAACCACACAGUCAAGUUUACACAGCUGUGACCUACUUCCUAGCACUGAUUUCCAUAUUAGUUGCUCUCCUGGUAGCUGUGGCAAGAAAACUAAUGGGAAGAAUGAUUUAUUGUAGAUCAUAGUUCAAGGGAAACAGCCCUGUUCCGUGGCUAGUUCUGUCCGUGACAGCCAGGAGCUCGUGGCAUACCUUACGUCUUGGAGGACUGGGAAGUAGAAGGUCUAGAAGCAGGGCUAGGAUAGUGUCCUUGGCUUAUGCUCAGCAGCAUAUGUCUCCUAGUGUGGACCGACACUCAAGAGGUUCUGCAAUCUCCCCAACCAGUACCACUGGCCAGAGAGCAAGUCUUCAGACAUGGGGCCCAUUGCACACGAAGACCUAAUAGUCAACAUGCAUGCGUUUCAUAUGCUCCCUAUGCCAUUCUUAUCGAAAAGUGCUUAGAACAAUGUGUUUUGUUCGAAUCACACGGUAUUUCUAAAUCUCUUCUGCCAGGGGAUUGUGCAACUUGAACGUCUCUGUAAUGGGAGCUCACAGAACUCUAGGUACUGUCUGCCUUUUGAAUUUUCCUCUCUAGAGACCAAGCCAAUGGUUUCUCAGCAAUCUGAGAUCAGCUGUGGCAGCCCUCCCGCAGUCCAGAACGCCAUCUUGGUGGGGAAUCCCACCUCCAGCCUGGGCAGUGUGGCUCACUAUGUCUGUCAGGAGGGCUUCGAGAGUCCUGGAGAAAAGAUCACUUCUGUUUGCACGGAGAAAGGCUGGAGUGAAAUCACGUACACGUGCACAGAAAUAGUGGUCGAAAUUCAUGAUGUGUCUGUGUUUAAUGACAGCUGUGUGAGGUGGCACAUAAGCCCGGAAAGCAUAAACUCCAAGAUCAUGUACAUGAUAAACAUUGAAAGACAGCAGUCGAAUGCUGUGGAAUCCGCUCAUGAGGAGACAGUCAACGUGACCACAGACAGCAGGACCCCAGAAGUGUGCCUUCACCUCCAACAAGGUGCCAACUACACUGUGCGCGUUUCUGUGGCCCCUCCCCGGCGCUCUGUGCCCGCCAUCCUUGAUUUCCAGAUGGCUGAAGAUGAUCUCUCAGAAGAUGGUGGAAUUCUCAAUGUUUCAGUAUUUAAUGACACGUGUUUGAAGUUGAACAGGCGUUCUAUGAAACAUGGAUCGGAACAAAUGUAUCAAGUGGAAGUUCUGGGUCAGAGGUGGUAUCUGGAGAGCUUUUAUCAUGCAACUUUCUUUAACUUCACAACAAGAGACCAAGCUCCGGAAGUGUGUUUAGAGCUGUACCCAGCCACUGAUUACACAAUAAACAUCACCCUCCUGCGACCCACCGAGCCACACUCGGCACAAAUAAGCCUAACAACCGCACUAACAGCCAAACAGACCAUCACUAAUAUUUCAGUAUAUAAUGAAACCUGCCUGAGAUGGAGAAGCCUGAAGACGGCCAAUGUAGAAGAGCUGUAUUUAUUCCACAUUUGGGGCCAGAGAUGGUAUCAGAAGGCAUUUGUUCUGGAAAUAGUCUUUAACAUCACCAGUAGCAGCCAGGCCCCUGAGUUCUGCCUGGACCUGCAUCCGGGUACCAACUACAAUGUCAGCCUUCAGGCUCUGUCUUCAGCACUUCCUGUGGUCAUCUACCUGACAACCCAGAUAGCAGAGCCCCCACUUCCGGAAGUAGAAUUUUCCAGUGUCCAAGGAGGGCCUCUACCACACUUCCGGCUGAGGAAAGCCAAGGAUGUAAAUGGACCUAUCAGCUCGUACCAGUUGCUGGUCCUUCCCCUGUCCUUGGAAAGCACGUUUUCUUGUGGAUCUGAAGGCAUGACUUCAUUUUUUGGCAACACCUCUCUUGCUGAUGGCUACGUGGCUGCGGAAAUACUGGCCAGCGAUGUUCCAGACAACGCAUUGGAGAUACCUGUCGGAGACAGGCUGUAUUACGGGGAAUAUUACAAUGCCCCUUUGAAACCAGGACACGAUUACUGCAUCCUAGUACGGAUCACAAGUGAAUGGAAUAAGGUGAGAAGAUACUCCUGUGCCAUCUGGGCCGAGGUGAAAGACUCAUCCCUCACACCACAGCAGAUGGUGGGCGUCGGACUGGGCUCCGUGGCUUUUGUGACCGUUCUUGCAUUCCUCUCCUUCUCAGCGGUGUGAUGGCUGGUGCGCACCGCCUGGAAAUACUGCCUUAUGAUGGAUAGCUGUUUCUACAGCUUUUCAGGUGCCUGGGCUGUGUGACUUCCAUCCAGAGCCCUUGUGUGAACCUGAAACCUUCUCCAUCCCAGCAUGGCCUCGUCCUUGAAUUCAAGAUGGCACCAACCCUAUCUCUAUGGAAUUUUCCAGAAGGAGAAAACUUGGGAACUGUUUUAUGUGCUUCAUGCUUUCAGGAUCAGUGUGUGUCCAUGAACUUGAGACUCAUGCCCAGUGUAAUACUGACCACAGGCCACAGCUCUGAGAGUCAGCUCCUGUAGACACUGGCUGUGCCCAGGCCAUAGACCCUGAGAUGUGGAGUCGCUGGAUCUUACUUUAGGUACCCCUGCUAAUUAGUUCAGGGUUCAUUCUUUCACAGUAGGUAAUGAGAUGGGCUUAAGUCUGGGCUGGAAUUUGGUUUUGUGAAGGAGGUUGUUGGAUAAAGAACAGUGUCAUGAACAAAUGUUUCAAGUGUUUUAGAAUUAGCCCUUCCCUACAGUUUACUGAUGAACUAAUUAGAAAAUACAGUAACGUGGCCACCCUCUCGGGUUCCCUGCAUGACUGUUAGGCAGCCUGGCUUUGAUACAAUUCCAGUUGUUUUUGUGAGAUCAAAAGUAAUGCCUACUUUCCAGUAAAACACAUUCUGUAAUUUUGCCCAU
Molecule: messenger RNA, 5062 nt
Organism: Alexandromys fortis (reed vole)
Lineage: Eukaryota; Metazoa; Chordata; Mammalia; Rodentia; Cricetidae
Gene: Susd1
Product: sushi domain containing 1
Exons: 13
Coding region: 2817-4370 (517 amino acids)
Molecular function (GO): calcium ion binding
Source: RefSeq, a predicted model, not a curated record